AUGGCUGCCGAGACAUACUCGACACCUAUCUUUGUUUCAUGCGGUUAUGAGCCGAAACGACGUACGCCAGCAGAGCUACUGAAGAGAGCUAAAGCCAACCGCUACAAGCAGGAAGGUCAUCAGGAAGAGGAUAGCAAGAGGGACAAUACAAAGUAUAUGAAGAAGACCCUGAGGGAUCGAGACAUUGCUUUAAGACGCUAUAAGAAGUGA
This is a messenger RNA of Letharia lupina, 210 nucleotides long. RefSeq lists its product as uncharacterized. The record is from RefSeq and is a predicted model, not a curated record. The transcript is spliced from 2 exons. Lineage: Eukaryota; Fungi; Ascomycota; Lecanoromycetes; Lecanorales; Parmeliaceae. Bases 1 to 210 code for a protein of 69 amino acids.